This is a messenger RNA of Aethalodelphis obliquidens (Pacific white-sided dolphin), 3578 nucleotides long. It is a transcript of the gene AMZ1, whose product is annotated as archaelysin family metallopeptidase 1. The transcript has 7 exons. The record is from RefSeq and is a predicted model, not a curated record. The coding region runs from base 1315 to 2781 and encodes 488 amino acids. NCBI's taxonomy places the organism in Eukaryota, Metazoa, Chordata, Mammalia, Artiodactyla, Delphinidae. Gene Ontology annotation, molecular function: metallopeptidase activity. Gene Ontology annotation, biological process: proteolysis.
CCCGCGGCCGUGCCGGCCCCCCGGGAGCUGCACAGCGAAAUCCUGACUUCGAGGCGGGAGACACGGCAGGCGGGCCACAGGCUGAUGGCCUUGCAACGUGGUGGCAGGAGCACAGGGCCCUUCUCAGGGGACACGGGGACCCAGAGACAGCGUGUGGUAGGAGCUCCCUGGACAAGGGCUGCCCGCCUUUCAUCUCUGGGGAUAAAGGCCGCCUGGACCCUCUCUGAGGACCCACGGCGUUCGUGCUGCAAGCGUGUGCCGAGCACAGAGCCCGUGCUGCUCCCCUGGCCAGGCGCUGGGCCCCCGCCCUCACCGGCGCUGGGGGUCCUCAGCCCCGGCCCUGCCGUCUGCACGGGCCUGUCACUUCCCCUGCCUCCUCAGAGAUUCAUCUGUGAAAUGGGGACAGAAAGGACAGUUACCUCCCAGACUUGAGGUAGCACGUGUAAAGCAUUUAGUAUACUGCGCCUGGCGUAGAAACGCUUCUAAGAAGAUCAUUACUACAUCUUAAUAGGGAGGCCGCCAAAUGCAGGGGAAGUUCCGGGGGAACCAGUGACGACAGGGCUGGGCUGUGUGUCAUGUGCUGGAGCCGUGCCCGCACAGUGCUGAGGUGACCCCGAUGCCAGCCCCUUUCCUGGGCAGCUCUCGUUUACCUGUAUGACCUGAGGCCCUUAGCUGGGCAGCGCCGCUUUCCCUCUCUCACCUGGGCAGCGCCGCUUUCCCUCUCUCACCUGCUUUGGCUUUAGCGUCUCAGGCCCCGCCUCUACCCCAGGUGUUUCUGGGAGGGUCAGGGGCGUCGCCAGCGCGCUUUACAAGGAGUCGGCAGAGGUCAGAGCUCAUGUCUGAGGACCGGCGACUCCUGCCAGCACUCUGCCCACUGGUGGCCCGCGCGUGAUGCACCCAUAGCAGCAGGAGGGGGUGUGGCGCCCACGGCCAGGCGGCGCGUUACACUUUCCACCGGGUCCCGCCUCGGUCCCGGCCCCUCGGUGCUGACGUCACGCGGAGACCUCCCCGAUUUCCGUGGCCCACGCCACGUGCCCACGCUGCCCCCCCGCCUGGCACCGCCUCUGCCGGCUCCCGAGGGCGCAAACUGCGAGGUGCCGACGGGCCGGAGGGUGUCCGAGCCGCUUGCUGCUGCCAAGGAGGUCCGACGCCAGGCGGAGCUGGGCCUCGCAGGCCCUCGGCCUCUGGUCCACGUGCCGGGAGCCCACGUGGCCGCUGCGCUCGGCCCGAGGGAAGGCCGUGGACGAGCUGGUGGCCAGGCUCUGGGCAGUGCAUGGGCGGCCGUGGGGCCUCCCCAGCGUGGCCAGGCCCGUCAUGCUGCAGUGCCGGCCGGCCCAGGAGUUCAGCUUCGGCCCCCGGGCCCUGAAGGAUGCGCUGCUGUCCACCGACCCGGCCCUGCGGCAGCUCUACGCGUCCACCUUCUCCCCAGCCGAGCGGCUCUUCCUGGCCGAGGCCUACAACCCCCGGAGGACGUUCUUCCGCACGCUGCUCAUCCACUCGGCUUUCGACUGGCUCCUCAGCCGCCCGGAGGCGCCCGAGGACUUCGAGACCUUCCACGCUGCGCUGGCGCCCCGGAAGCAGGGCCUGGCUCGGAAGCACAUUUACCUGCAGCCCAUAGAUCUGAGUGAGGGGCCGGCAGGCGGCGCGCUCCUGGACCACCUGCGGAGCUGCACAGAGGCCUUCUUCCUGGGCCUGCAGGUCAGGUGCCUGCCAUCGGUGGCGGCUGCGUCCAUCCACUGCUCAUCACGCCCCAGUCAGGACUCUGACAGGCUCCAGCUCCACACAGACGGCAUCCUGUCCUUCCUGAAGAGCAGCAAACCGGGCGAUGCGUUAUGCGUGCUGGGCCUCACGCUGUCCGACCUGUACCCCCGCGAGGCCUGGACCUUCACCUUUGGCACGUUCCUUCCGGGGCACGAAGUGGGCGUCUGCAGCUUUGCGCGGUUCUCGGGGGAAUCCCUGCAGCGGGGGCCCAGCACCCCUGACCUGGCCCCCGAGGCACCCCUGCAGGACAGAGGCCGGACCGUGUGCUUCAGCGCCCUGGGGAUGGUCCAGUGCUGCAAGGUCACGUGCCACGAGCUCUGCCACCUCCUGGGCCUGGGGAACUGCCGCUGGCUCCGCUGCCUCAUGCAGGGCACCCUCAGCCUGGACGAGGCCCUGCGGCGGCCCCCGGACCUCUGCCCCAUCUGCCUUCGGAAGCUGCAGCACAUCCUGGGCUUCAAGCUCGUGGACAGGUACAAGAGACUGUACACCUGGACGCUAGCGGCGGCGGGGACGCGGCCUGGGCCGGCGGCCGGGGAGCCGUCCGUGUCGGAGGACACCCUGCCCUGCAGCGCGGACUCGGGCCUGUGCGGCGAGAGCGACUCGGAGCCUGGCAGCGGCCUGUCGGAGCCCCUGUCCCCGGACGCCUGGAGCCACGCCUUCCCCGCGGGCCCGGAGCUGGAGCCUGAGGACGGGCUGGGCUCCCUGGCGGCCGCGGAGAGCCCGGGGGAGGCCCUGGCGGAGCACGGGCGCUGGCUGGCGGCCUGCAUCCAGGCCCUGGAGAGGGACGUGACUGAGGAGGAGCUGGCGCGGGUGGACGGCGCCGUGGACGCCCUGGCCCGCUGGGACCUGUUCACGGGGCGGCUCCCGGCCCCCCGGCAGGACCCGCCCUGCGGCCGAGACGGCGCGGGGCUGCGCCGAGUCCUGGGCGACAAGUUCUCCUCCCUCAGGCGGAAGCUGAGCGCUCGCAAACUGUCCAGGGCCGAGGCGUCCCCGCGGCGCUGGAAGGCGGAGGACAAUUAGCACGGCUGCCGCGUCUUGUCCAGCACGGCUGGUGCGUCUCGUCCAGCGCCUGCCUGUCCCCAGGGCGCUGCGGGCCCGGCUGUGGGCGGAAGGGACGGUGUCUCGGAAAGCGGAAGGCGAUCCGUCUGCACGUGGACCCCGCACCCCCAGCCCUAACCGCAGCCUCACGACGCGGCCGGGUGGCGGGGGGGCGGGGUCCCAGGUACCCCGAGGGCCGUCCUCGGGCCGCACCCGACCUCACAGAGCAGGUGCCGGGCAGGUGCCUGUCUCUCCUGCGGCCUGGGGCUCGGGGCUCUGCUACGGCGAACUCAGAUUGCAAGGCCCCAACAUGGGUCCUCCGCUCGAAGGAGGGCAAAGGGGGUCUUGUUGCAACCUACAAGGUCCCCCGCCUCCCCCGACCCCAAGCCCAUAGAAAGGGCCCCUUUGUGCGGCGCUAACCGCACUCUGACCCUUGGAACUUGGCGUGGGCGUCUCCCUGAAAGUUCCGGGUGGCCACCACCUACCAGACCACGUGCCCAGAGAUGUGCCGCUUCUUCUGACAACCGUUGCGGGAAGGGAGGGUGUCCCGUGUGCAGGUCUGAAGGUGCUGCUGCGUGCUGUGACUUGCAGAGGUGAAAGCAAACCGCGGCUCCAUCCUCAGGACAGUUUUCUGACAAAGGUGGCCUGGACCCCAACACCAGUGAGGGCAAGGAGAUGAGAUUUGUUCAGAACACCUGUGUCUGUGUUUUUUUGGUCUCGUUUGACCAGCUGCUGAGAGAACAAGUGAUUUAGAUGUUAAAAUACCCAUCACCCCAGUA